AUGGUUCGAUUGCGAUCUGGUCUGGUUGCUGGCGAAUACGAAGCGUUGCAAACUUCUAAUCAAGGGGACUCGAGGAGGCAACCCCCCGCCGUCCUAAACGAUCAGGAACGUGUCACAGCGUUGGAACAACAGGUAAAAGAGGUGGACGACAAGGUUGCCCUCACAGCCUUUAUGGGAGGACUACGGACUUCUAAGUUCCUAUUUUCCUUAUCAAAAGAAGCCCCUACAAGCAUGACAGAGUUGAUGGUUAGAGCAUGGAAGCACAUGAACGCUGAGGAUGCCACGAAUGCACAAAAAAACAAAGAUGGUGAAGAUAAGAGGUCGGAGAAGAAGAGGCCAGCACCUAACACUAGGGAGGAAAAGGAAUCGAAGUACAAGAAAUUCUCAAACAACCAGGCUGACAGAUCGUCUCGCCGCCCAAUUCAAGAUGACGCAUCAUUGAAAUGGCCGCCAAAGCUAAAAGCUGAUCCAACAAAGAGGUCUCUAGGUAAAUACUGUAGGUUUCACCGGGACCAUAGACAUAACACAGAAGAUUGUUUCGACCUCAAAAACCAGAUCGAAAACCUUGUUCGUAAAGGUCAUUUACGCAAAUUCACAACUGAAAAUGGAAAAGGAGGCUCCAACCCAGCCCGGGAGGGCCGAGAUAAUCGCCCUCCUCAACACCAACCAAUGGGUGAGAUCAAAGUUAUAUCGGGUGGCUUCGCUGGUGGUGGUGAGACGAGUUCGGCUCGGAGGGCUCAUGCUAGGAGUAUUCGGAGUUUUUCAGAGGUGAAUGAAGUUGGAAUGACAAGUCCUCCAACAAAAUUACCUCGAGUUGAGGAGCCGGUCAUAACCUUUUCUGAAGAAGAUGACAAGGGAAUUCACCAGCCCCAUGAUGACCCCCUGGGCAUACGAGAAAUUGAAAAUUGGCCGAGAGAAGCUCCGACCCAUGAAAUCACCACUGGUGGGAUUUUCAGGCGAUAA
Cornus florida is the source of this 963-nucleotide messenger RNA. RefSeq lists its product as uncharacterized. The transcript has 3 exons. The record is from RefSeq and is a predicted model, not a curated record. Lineage: Eukaryota; Viridiplantae; Streptophyta; Magnoliopsida; Cornales; Cornaceae. Bases 1 to 963 code for a protein of 320 amino acids.